Messenger RNA from Corythoichthys intestinalis (scribbled pipefish), 21745 nucleotides. It is a transcript of the gene mon1bb, whose product is annotated as MON1 secretory trafficking family member Bb. Gene Ontology annotation, cellular component: Mon1-Ccz1 complex. The transcript is spliced from 6 exons. Gene Ontology annotation, biological process: protein targeting to vacuole; vesicle-mediated transport. NCBI's taxonomy places the organism in Eukaryota, Metazoa, Chordata, Actinopteri, Syngnathiformes, Syngnathidae. The coding region runs from base 165 to 2024 and encodes 619 amino acids. The record is from RefSeq and is a predicted model, not a curated record.
UAUCUUGCGUCACCAAAUCCGGAUGUAUCUCCUGCGGUAAGCGAAGCAUUUGUUUUCUUAUCACUAACGGCUCCUAUGUAAGCGUGAAGACCAACGAGAGACUACAUGUAGCACUUUAUGAAUCCAGCCUUCGUCUGUUCACCAACUUUGAAUGAGAUGGUAUCAUGGACAUGGACAAUCAUCAAGAAGGAGAGACACAGGGAGUCAAGAUUUGCGAUCCACCCAUAAAAAGCACCACAACAGCAGCAGACACCCUGGCAACCUCACUUUCACUCUUGGGGAAUCACAUGUUUCCGGAUCUGGUGGCCAGGAAGACUGCACAAGAGGAGGAACGGACACAAGCUGUACCGGAAGAACCCCUUCAGGACUCGGGAAGCUCCAUCGGUUCUUCAACGACUGAGCCGAAAGUCGAGGAGCAUCAAGAUGUUACAGAUGACACUAGGAACGACUUUAACAACGCUACCAAUGAUGCUACCAAUGAUGUCACGAACGAUGGCACGGACAACGCCACAAAUGCCUCGCAAAGCGACUCAGAAGAUUUUGUCAUCACCAUGCUGGCUAAGGCCAAGCUAGAGGAGCAAGGCCUCGGCUUGAAGGGUCGUUCAUCGCCACUAUUGGAGACGGGCGUCCAAGAAUCUCCCCUCGCUGUUCACAGCACGACCCACCGCGAAGAGGACGUGAUGGCAGAAAGCUGGCGGCGUCACAGAAAGCAUGUUUUUGUGCUAAGUGAAGCUGGAAAGCCUAUCUAUUCACGCUACGGCAGCGAAGAAGCUCUCUCAUCAACGAUGGGCGUCAUGAUGGCACUGGUGUCCUUUGUGCAAAGUGGAGAUAACAUCAUACGCUCCGUCUACUCAGAGGAGCACACAGUUGUCUUCCUCCAAAAAGGGCCCCUUGUGCUCGUGUGCGUGUCCAGUAGCCGUCAGUCGGAACAGCAGCUGCGCACCGAGCUCCUCUACGUCUACUACCAGAUCAUCAGCAUGCUAACGCAGGCCAGCAUCUCUCGCAUCUUCGAGCAUAAGAAAAACUACGACCUGCGUCGUCUUCUGGCCGGCUCUGAGAAGAUCCUGGACGGCCUCCUGGACCUGGUGGACUCAGACCCAAGCUUCUUGCUAUCGGCCGUGCACUGCCUGCCGCUGGCGUCCUCCCUCAGGGACUCGCUCAGCCAGAUCCUGCAAAAGGCUAUCACGCCUAACUUGGUUUUCUCCAUUCUGGUCGCCAAGAAGCAGCUCCUGACUGUCGUUCAGGAGAGGGCGGUAAUCGACGACGCCCGCCUGGAGCCAGCUGACGUCCACUUGCUGCUGAAUCUCGUGGGCGCCUCGUCCGCCUUCCAGGCCGGCGAGAUCUGGACUCCCAUCUGCUUGCCGCUCUUUAACCCCGACUGUUACUUCUACGCUUACAUCUCCUACCUGGACCCGCCCGAGUGCACGGUGUGCCUGCUGUUACUCUCCACUGACAAGGAGGCUUUCUACGCCGUGGCCGAUUGCAAACGCCGCAUCGAGGAGGCCAUGGCGGCGCAGGGCUCAUUGGGGCUUAUUGCCAAAGCAAGGCCGUAUGUUGUGAGUCAGGUGGGCGUGGCUGACUUACGGCACUUCAUGUACAAGCCCUUUGACGUCCCCGACAACCAUCGCCAGCUCACGCAGUUCACCAGCCCCGAGAUGGAAGCUCCAUACCACACAGAGGAGGAGAAAAUGAGGCUCUUGGACCUUUACCGGUUCAUGCACAGUCGCAUCCACAGUAGCUCUCGACCCCUCAAACUCAUCUACCACGUUGCCCAGAGGGAAACUCUUCUAGCGUGGGUGACAAGUAAAUUCGAGCUAUACACGUGCUUCAGCCCGCUGGUGACUAAGGCGUGCGCCAUCACGGUCAUCACUAAGCUCCUCCGCUGGAUCAAGAAGGAGGAGGAUCGUCUCUUCAUCAGAUAUCCGCCCAAGUACUCUACCACACCCAAUCCCGCCAAAAGCUCACGGGGGGCCAAGGCGGAGCCACUGGACUCUGCCGACAAUGGCUUCCUGUCCCUGCUUUGAGAUGGACCUGUUUUGAAACUUGCCGGCAGGUGAUGCAAAAACAGGUAGGAACAACUUUUAAUUCUCAGAUGGAUACGGAGGACGGACAGCGCUAUUUAAGUGAUUUUACGUUUGUUUUAUUAAACUAUGAAUGUACGGGCAUGGGAGACUUCUUAAACAGCAUUAUGCAAGAAGAGAUGGACAAACUGUAACACCUUGCAAUAAAACCUCAGAGCCCCAAAUAUCAAAUCUACAAUGGUCCAUAAGAUACUUAGUAAUAAUAAUAUGAUAUUGUUGUUUGUGUUUCAUUGAUUUAGAACAGGCCUCAUAGGAUUUAAGAGGAUUAGGAACACACAGAUAAAUUAUAUGACGAGAAUAAAAGUUAUAUUCUUUGCCUAAAAGCAAAGCUGCCCGAAUCAUAAUUGACCAUUUUCAGAAAACAAGAAAUAAAAAAAAAUAUAUAUAUAUACCAAUUACCAAGGACAUUGUUAUUUUUAUUGCUUUUGUGACAGUUGAUUUGGCAGUUAUGAAAGUAGGCUAACAAUGUUCUACAGAUAAAAAGGUCUAUUUUUGCAAAAACAGUUAUUUUUUAGGUGGAAAAAAAAUAUAUUUUUCAAGAUGAGAUAUUUUCUUGUACAUGAAAAAGGUGGGUUAUUUUGGCAAGUCUUAGGUAAAACGUACCUUCUUCUGGGAAGAAAAAGUUGUAAUUUUAUGAAAAUAAAAUAGUAUUUUUUUCUGUAUUUGGCUGGGAGAUGAGAUGUUAUACUGUAUUCUGAUAUGUUUUAUUUUUUGAGCUAAAAAGUAAAAAUAAAGGUUAUUUUUGUGACAACUUUACACAAAAAAAUGGUAACACAAAGUUAUAUUCUGGUAAUAUUACUACAAAUAUUACCUUCUCAAAAAAUUACAACUUUUUUUUUCUAAAAUACAUCAUUCCAGAAACAAAAAGAUCAAUUGGACUUUUCUAAAUGACAUUUUGGGGGGAAAAUCUUGGGAGAUUCUCGUGAUAUAAUUAUUUUACAGUGUAUCCUUAAUACUCCUUCAUAGUGCAAAAAAGAUACAGGAACAUUUGUCUGUUACAAUCGUGUUUUCAUCAGCAGGAUUUCAAACAUUUGUUAUAAUUGUGCUUGUUUGUAUUGGAGAUUCCAUUUAGACAACAGCCUCACCAUUCAUGUAUUAAUGUUGUCUCUUCAAAUAGUCUUAAAAGUCUAUGACUAUGAUUACUAGUAUUAAGAAGUAAAUCCCCAGGCCAGGUUGCACAAGUACAUUAAGUGUUCAAUGUGCAUCGUGUGUUUGUUGUAACUAAAUGUAGUUCUACAACCACACUAAUAAACACAUUAUUAAAUCUAAAUCUAAACUUAUUUAUAAAUGGAACUUUGUGUGUGCGUGUCUGUGUUUAUUCCCUAUGGACUCUGAAACGGCUUGACCGAUUUUCUUGAAAAUGUACACAUUUGUACAAUAAGCAUCUGCAAGUGUUCUUAGGUAGGUUUUGUAUCGAAGUACACCCGAUAAGUAUCAAAAACUAUCAUUGAUAAAAUUGGGUUGCUGAAGGAAUGGCCAAAAUUUGACAGACUCAUAAAGAGUGACAUCAAUAGUGUUUCUCAGAAGUUUCAAAACUGCAGAGCUUUCAAUGGUUCAGAAAAUCAACAAAAUCCCCAAAACCGAUAUAUUCCGAUUCCACCCCACAAAUAGUGCUGUUAUUGGACUUUCAAAAAGUGGUGUUUUUGGGAAAGUAGGCAUUAGCCCUGCACAAUAUAUCGUUUGAACAUCGCCAUCGUAAUGUGUGCUUGCGCAGUAGUCCCUUGGCAGGACGUGCGAUUGUUUUUUGUUUUUUUUAAUGUAAACUUUUGUUUUUCUUCACAAAAGCAGCAGUUACAGUGGGGCAAAUAAGUAUUUAGUCAACUAACAAUUGUGCAAGUUCUCCUACUUGAAAAGAUUAGAGAGGCCUGUAAUUGUCAACAUGGGUAAACCUCAACCAUGAGGGACAGAAUGUGGAAAAAAAAAAACAGAAAAUCACAUUGUUUGAUUUUUAAAGAAUUUAUUUCCAAAUUAGAGUGGAAAAUAAGUAUUUGGUCACCUACAAACAAGCAAGAUUUCUGGCUGUUCUGCAGAAAUCGCAGACAUCAAGGAGUGUCCGAGAUUUUCAUUUUGAUAUAUUUACCCUUUUAAACUUUUUUUCCCCCAAAUUUUUCUUCGUUUGGAUCGAUUAUUUAUCAUCUAAAGUAUUGGAGGAAAAGCGAAAGUAACUAAAAAAAUACAAUUAAGCGAUAGUUAUGAGGUAGAUAGCCGAAACUUUUUACAGACGCUAAUUUUUUCAUUGUGACGUAAUUUUCUUAAAUGUUCAAAACAUGCGAGUGAAUAAUUUUUUUAAGUAGUUUUUUUAAAAAAACUAAAUAUUAGACAUCAAUUAAUGAUUCUAAGCUAAAAAUGACAGGCAUUUCGAAUAAUAAAUGAGAUUACUUACCCUCUUUUUAUGCCUAGGUUGAUAGGCAUAAAUUGUUAAUAUUAAAACACGAUGCCGUUUUUUUGAUGGGAGUAAAAACCAAGAAUCUUGCUGGGUUGAUUCAAACAGCUUUUAUUGUUGUGUGAGAAAAUUUCCGAGAGAGAAAGGAGAACCUCGGGAAGGCUCAGGUGUUAUGCUGCGUGACUUUUUUUGUUUUAUUUUUUUAAAGAAAAUUUCCUGACGUGUUGUCACCAUUACAAAGAGCUACGAAGCGCCGUACACCCAAAAAGUUUUCACAUAUUUGAAUCUCUCUGCUUUAAAAUAACACUCUCGGCUUCCUUGUUUUUUUUUGUUUUUAUAAAUUAAACGUCUAAAAUUGCAUUCCUUUUAAAUUACUUCCUGUUAGCCGGUAUAAACAAACAUUUACAUAUGUACAAAAAAAAAACUAUACAGUUGAAUAAUCGUACUGUAUGUUCCACACGCACUCUUUCUCACACAGACACACACACACUGGAGCCAGUUUGUGCUAUUCAAGUCGAUUAAAAUGUCGCUCGACAGCAGUAGUCUUUGUAUGCACUUAGCAAGUACUCCAUGUACACUUUCACAAUAUGGAAAAACUUAAGUACACACUACAAGUCCCAUGUAUUGGAUAUCGCAUCAUGGCUGGAAUUCAACGUACUGUACAGCAGAACUUCUAAAAUUUGUGGAUGGGCAUUUUGUGCGAUCAUGACCAUUUUAGAGUGAGCGCCUCGUAACUGUGACUUUUGUCAACUACACAAGAUGGUAUUUUUCGGACUAUAAGUCACUUUUUGGGUGGUUUUGUUGGGCUUGCAACUUAUACUUAGGAGCGACUUAUUAAACUAUUUGACACAUGUAUUACCAUUUUUUUUUUAAUUGAAAAAAUGUUUUUGAUACAUUUUUUACAGAUCAGGGGUCUUAAACAUGCAGCCAAGGAGAUAACUGUGUUCCACAGGACAAUAUUUUGUGGACCACAUUUGACAUCCAAUUGUAAUAUUCAUGUUGCCCACAUAUAUUUUGUGGAAAAAAAAAAAAAAAAUCAUUCCAAAUAAAAUUAAUUGAAGAAUCCAUUUUGGGUAAAAAAAAAAGAGUAAUAAAAAAUGGAAAUAAUUCAAAAUAAAAUAAAUUUGAAAAAAAUUCAAACUUCAUCCCCCCCACCCCAAACUUUUUUUUUUUUUUUUAAUAAAUUGGGAACAAAAAAUAUUUAAAAUCAAGUGUGGCCCAGGCUCAUUUUGCUCUAGUUGUACUUGUAUAUUUAAUUUUGAUCUCUUCUGAACUCUCAUAAUUCGUUGCUUUCCAUUGACUGUAAUAGAGGUCCAAUCCAUUUUAACAGAGGAGCUGGAAGCUAUUGAAUUAUAAUUAAGAACGUAUACUAGUAUUUACAUUUAAGAUAUUAAUCUUACCAGUAGAAUAGUAAGAUUAUGAAAUCGCAGUUGUUUGAUUUAGUAUGUUCUAUGUGCGUUUCAUUUUGACCCGUUUUCAUUUCGUCAAGCGCUGUCGAUAGCAGCCAAUGACUUAAAUGAGUGCCCUAUAAAGAGUUAAAUUAGAAGUCAACCAUGCUAACUAUUUUAGGAGAUUCCACUGUAAUAGUAAAUUUCAGUUAAAACCGUCCAGCCAUGACGCGAAUGUCAAUUGAGACUUUCACAAAAUACAAUCUAAAUAACUUUUCCCUUUUGAAUGUUCACUAUUUACAACUUUGGCCAAAACGGCAAAAUAAAAAUCAUUUAUGAACUCAAAGAGACAAGGGGUUGUGUCAUAGUCAUUACCGCUCGUCUUCCACUACACAUAAGAGCACCCGGAGACGUUCUUGUUACAUUUUGACAAAAAGUCAUAAAAAGUUGGAGGUGGGCGUGAAAUUGAGGUUGUCUCGGAUGCGGUUCAUGUGCAUCAUGGCACGGUCAUACGCCGUGUGCACAGACUUGCGAACGCUCGGCUUCUUGCCUUCCAUCAGGCGCAGUUUGUCCACGGUGUCGUCCAUUCCCAUAGGCAGAAGUUUAUCCCGAGGGAGCCACUGCCUGAAAAGGAAAAUUGAAACUUUAAACAUAACCGCGGUUUGUUCGGUAUCCAGCAUCUCGUUUCCGAUCUCACCAAGUUCUUUUAGUGUCAAAGAAAAGCACCAGGAAGAGCUUUUGUCCCACCUCCGCUCCCCUCCACUCGCCCAGCUUGAGCACCUCCACGGGAGGCACUGGGAUGGGGAUGCCGUUGUGGAGGAGUCCUUCCUGGGGCAUGUCUGGGUCAACGAUCUACCACAGUGAGGGGGAUUCAUGAACAAUUGCUCUUUCAGCGUCUCGCCGGAAACUUCGUCGGUUCUUUCUCACCAUGGCUGGGUAUGAUGGGUAGCCUCUGCAUUUGGCCCACACCAGAUCAAGAGGGGCCAACUCUGUCUCGCUGUCUCGACAAAGAAGUGUAGGUUUGCCUGUGGACAACAUAUGGCAACGAACAUUUGCAUUUGAAACCUUGAUAAUGAUCAUUUAGUACUUGGUUGUUACAGGCCACAUUGUAGAUAUGGUUUCUUUGGGAUUAAGUCAUUGAAAGUUAAUCAAUUAUUGAAUGAAUUGACUAACUAUUUUGAUAGUUUAGAGACAUUUUUGAUCUAAAAAUUGUACUAAUAUAUUUUUUUGCAAAUUUUCUCUUUACAUUACAUAUUCAUUCAUUCAUCUUCUGUACCCCUUAUCCUCACAUGGUUGCAGGGGUGCUGUCACCUAUUCCAGUUAACUUAGGGCAGGUGACCUGGCUGCCACCCAAUUGCAGAUAUGGAAAAAUAUAUAAUUUUUCAAUUCUUUAAAUAGGGAAAAUGUGUUUUGACUUUUUGCCUUUUUAAUUUUUAUUCAGUUAUACUGUUUGCAUUUUUUUUUAUUUUAAAUAAAGGGGGAUGACUAAAUUUUUUUUAGAUUUAAAAAAAAAACCUUUUUAGUCUUUUUUUAAAAUUAUUUUUUAAAAAGAAAAAACUGCAAGUAUACCCUUAAUUAAUGUAGUCCUCAGUCUUUCAUGGAGGACGACAGAUGAAAAUUUUCUUUUCGCAAAAAAAACUUUUACUUUACUGGGCCAUAACUAUGUGGAAUGUGAAUUUUUGAAAAUGACACACACACAAUUAGAGGUGUGCAAAAUUUCCGAUUCUUAGAUUAUUUGCGAUUCGACUGUGGAAGAUUCGAGAACGAUUCACAAACAUCCAAAUUCCGAUUAUUGAAAUAUGCCAAGUAAAGUGGAAGUAAAACACACUCAGCGCGCCGCGAGGUCUUCGGGACACAAUGAGGAACGGAGCGAGAGUAGCUAAACAUCAUGCUUCUCAUUACCCGGCCCCUCGGGUAAUGCCAAUGCUCAACUCACGGCUCUAGCUCAACUCAUGCCACGAGAUAAAAAAACACAACAACAUACCUGACUUCUGCCGACAGCUGCUACAAAGUACAUCCACAUAAUGUUACGGUAGAUAUCAUUUAUAUAGGACUAGAUGCAAUAUAGAUUCGGUAGCGUUAGCAGCACAUCUACAAAAAGCUAGAUGCGGGCGUUAGUAAACGGCCGCCAUCUUAAAGCAGUACACUUCCCUGCAAGGCUGUUGUAGCGAACCUUCCAAGCGAACCUAAUUAACUUUUUAUCUAAAAUACUCCUAAAUCGGUAAAAUAUUGACUUGAAUCUAUCUUUAAAAUAGUUUUAAAACUUUCACAUCCCGAAAGUAGACAAAAGGGAAAUUAUGGAAUAACGGGAACAAUUUUAACAACUUUAACGGUUGAUUCACAACAUUAAAUUAAUUGAAUGUAGUUUAAAGCUGCUGAUACAGAACGGGACUGGAGUUUUUUUAUUUACUGUUAUUUUUGAAUAUUUGUUUACUGUUAUAUGUUAACUUGAUACUGAAAUAGUAGUUUGGUUUAGCCUGAGAGUAUUUUUGAACAAUUUUGGAACUAAUGUACAAAACAUUAAAAAAAAAAAAAAAGAGGGGAGUGCAUCAAUAAUCGUUUUAUAAUCGAAUCGGAGCCUCUGAAUCGUAAUCGUAAUCGAAUCAUUAUGUGCCCAAAGAUUUCCAGCUCUACACACAAUGUACUCUGUCCCCUGGGAAUACACACCUGAUUCUGAGAUAUCUCCAUUGUCGCUGAUGGGUUCCUUGGCGAGAGCGGGUUUCCCUCGACUGCGUUUCGGAGGGUUUGCCUCGCUGCUCGAUGCAAAAAGACAGAGCGACAGGGUUCAUUUUAAGUCCAAUUCUACAGGCAGAAGGUAAGUGCUCUCCACUCACUUGAGUUUUUGGUCAUCAUCUUGUUCGUCUGAGGCGUGUUUUCCAUUUGGUAGGUCUAAAUAUUAGAAAAAGAGAUGAAAUUUGGCCCCUUCCCAAAAUUUGACCCUUUGCUGCCCCCACAUAUCUUUCUCACCUCCCUCUCCAAAGUGUUUUUCCGCCUCGCUGUCUGAGCUGUGGCCUUGAGACCUCAGGUGGUGUGAUGAAGGCGAGGGAGGACCAGUCUGUAAAGGGGUGAUGUUAACAUGAGGCGAAUGCGGGCUAGCGGGGGCUCCGGCCAAUCUGUCGGUCGGAUCCUCUGUCGCUUUUCCAUUGUGCUGCGAUGGAGAUUUCUUUUUGCCUGCUCUUGUGCCAUUUUUGGCCUUCUUGAACAGCACGGAUGUACGCCUGCCUACACCCACGACAGGCAGAGGGGGUGGCGUUCCCAGGGGCGUGCCUUCGUGUACGACUUCCGGUCGGGAAGAUGGCGUCUCGCCCACUUCGGCCUCGUCCUCACCGUGAUUUUUGAUGACGCUCCGGGACGAUCUCUGACGCUUGUAGGAACGCCCGGGUGACCGUCGGCCUCCAGUUAUGAUGCCCAAAAUAGGCGGUUCCAGCGGCGCGUCGCCUGGUAGCGGUGAUGACGCUGGACACGUAAGUUCUAACACAGGAGGGGAGUCAUCUGUAGGCCAAAAACAAAAUGAACUAGAAAAUGCAAUUUCCGGCAAAAGGUCACAGGUCACUUUAUUUUCUGUCACUUCCUAUUAAAUUUGGUGCAUUUUCAGGUCACUUUCAUGUUAAUGCAUUGACUGCCAUUGGUUGUGCUGGACGCCCAACACCUUUUGACUGAGAGGGACGUAUGAACAUUCAGUCAAAAGAGAUUGGAUGUCUAGCACCGCCAAUGGCACUGAAAGAUGUGCAUUCAAAGCCAGUCCAACCAGUUUAAUUGAAUUGGAUGUCUAUUGUUGUCAAGGGCUGGCAAUAAGUCAAUUGUGGGUCACUUCUUGUUGAUUUCAGGGCAUUUCUGGGUCACUUUGUUGAUUUCGGUUCACUUUCCUAUGAUUUUGAGGUUUUUCCGGGUCACUUCCUGUACAUUAUGGGUCACUAAGGCUACGUUCAUACUACAGGUCUUAAUGCAUGAAUCUGAUUUUUUCGUGUUUUUCCGACUCGAGUCUGAACGUGACAAGUCGCAUAGAACUGGACCAUUUAAAAUCCGAUCUGGGUCACUUUCAUUAUGUGGUUCAAAUCCGAUCUAGCCCAAAUUUUUCCAGAAUGUCGCGGCGGUCUGUACAGUCAAGUCUCCUAAAUCUGAAUUCAUGUAGCAAUUACGUCAUCAAAGAGCGACACAGACGCUACGGUAGCGGUGAAGCUGUGCGUUAUUGGCGCCUAGCUUGCAUUGAACACGGCUUUUGGGGAAGGGCCGGGCUUGGCAACAGUCAUAAAAAAAUAAAAAUGUGUUGAGGAUAAGCCUGAGAAUAAUCAGUUUUCACUGGUCUAUAUGAGCAAUAUUUCAACUAGGGCUGCAGCUAUCAAAUAUUUUAGUAAUCGAGUAAUCGACUGAAAAUUCUAUCGAGUAAUCGGAUAAAACUUUUUUUUUUUUUUUUAGGUAAAGAGCAAUUAUAAAUUUAUAUGAAAAAAAGACAUUUAAUCCAAUAUUGAACCAUUUUCAGUCAAUCAAUGUCUUAAUUUCCGAUGUACAGUACAUUGUUGAAAACAGCCAACAAUUGCAUCUCAGAUGUGACGAACAAAAAAUUCACUGCUUUUACUCAAAAAACUUCUAGAUCUUUCUAGAAAUUUCUUACCUAAAAAUGUAAUUACGCUUGAUAACACACAUCACUUGAAAGCUAUGUGUUUUUCCCACGUGUUUCAAUUGAAUUUCCAUUUGUGUCAAGCUAUUUAAGUUCUAAUUAAGUUUUAAGUUAGUCCAAACUGUAAGUACUGAUAGGAUUUUGAGGUUUUGCAGUGUUGAAAAUAAAUAUAUGAUACCUGCUGUAUUAGAGCACAUUAGGGACCAGUGCUACUUGGUGUUUUAUUCAGCAAUGAGUACUGAGCUCAAACUGACAGUUAGCUUUAUUAUGUUUUAAUUUUACACCCUCAUCACUCUACAGCGCUGUGUUUUUACAGAUUAAAUAUAGCCUGUAUGUAAGACACGUUAGCCACGCAUCGGCAGUGGUCAUAAUCAAUAGAAACUAGCCCUCCGAAGGGUUAACGUUACGUGAGCGAGAGACAGUAACGUUAUAUUUAUUAGCGCAUUCAAGUAUACUGCUUAAAGAUGGCGGCUGUUUAUCCACGCUGCCCAGACGCGGCCGAGUCUGCCAUUUCGCAUCUAGUCCCAGAUGCUUGCGAUAUCUAUGAGACGCGUCGGACACUACCUGCUACCACUAGCAUCAUGCGGACGUAAUUUUUAGCAACGUCAGCGUAGUUUGUAGCGGCUGUCGGCUGCAGUAAGGUUUUUUGUUUUUUUCUUUUUGUUAUUGCUUCUUCCUCUACGCACGUGAUGUCAGUGCGCUGUCCCUCAUAAAAAAGUUGUCCGGGCAAAACGUGAUGCUUAGAGCUGGCAAAAUUAAGUGAUUCCUCAAGGUGAAUAAAAUUACUCGGAUCAGUUUUUAAACUAGAGUUGCUCGAGUAUUCGUUUCAGUUCUAAUUUCAACAUUGCUUACACGGCCGAGAGUCGGGGCAAACGGCCCGUAUGUAUGUGUGACAUGCACGGACCGUGCGUGCAUGCUAUCGAUCCAUAUAAACUUUGAAUAUAAGCCUAAACGGGGAUUAUUUAUGUCUUUUAUUUGUGUCCUCUUUUUGAAAAGCAAAAUAUGAUAUCCCUGGAAUGACUGAUGACCGCCAGCAUGUGUGGUCAUUUGUUUUGAUGCUUCUGCGCAUGCGGGUCUUCUUGCCCAGUGCGUGUCAGACUGCGAAUUAGUGCGCAUGCGUAAUACUUCAAUGGUCUCAAUGGACAAAGGCAGUCUGAACGGGCACGCCAAAUAAACAGAUGACAAAAAAUCUGAUUUGUGCAUUAAGACCUGUAUUAUGAACCUAGCCUUACUUUACAUUUUUUGGGUCAAAAAUAAUGGAUUAUCUAAAAGUCCCAAUUGAAAAUCAAUAGGAAUGGAUUGUGAGGAAUGGUUGAUGGAUAUGUUUUUGUGUGAUGGGGCCAUUGAAAAUGUAUGUGAAAGUUUUGUCAAAUUUUGGUGAAAUUGUGCAUAUAUGCCAAAAACUACCUGAUUUAAAUGUUCGUGGGAUAAAAGCAUGACAAAUACCACUUUUUAAAAAUGGUUUUGCAAUUGAAAUGAUUUUUAUUUGUUCUUGUUUUUUUAUUUAAAAAAAAAAAGGCAAAACUGAACAUUAGGGGUGAAAUCGAAAGAGAACCUGUGCUGCAUACAUUUUGGAACAGAGUGUGUCAGUUGCGCCAAAUUAGUGGACAGAACCUAAACCUGAAUAUUAUAUGUGGGGGAGCUUUACUUUGCUCUGUGUAAAAUCAGGCUUUUGUAAGUUACCUCCAUGAUCCAUAAUCUUCUUUUUGGCCCUCUUCGGUUCCUUUCUCUCCUCCUCGUCUUCCUCAUCAUCAUCAUUCUUGGCGUUAAGCAUCUGGGCAGUUUGCUGCUGCUGGUUCACCUUCUGCCGAAGAGUGUUGAUUUCUCGACGCAGUAGCCGAAUGCGUUUGGUUCGUCCGCCGCUUGUCCGCAUGGACGUCACUACGUCCAGUUUGUCAAGCAAGGCUUUGAGCUGCUCUUCCGUGCUCAGGUGAAGCCUGUUGUCAGGAUCCAAGAGGGAGUCAACUGUGUUUGAGAGGGAAAUGAAAAACAUGAGUCUGGAUACAGGGAUGUUACGCGACAUUGAUAAAUGUUGACUCACCGUCAUCCCAGGUGCACUGCUGGAAGCCAUGCUUGUUGGGAGACUCGGGCAGGUGCAUGCCCGUGCUGGGGUCCAGGCCAAUGCUCUGCGACUGCCUGUGGGCGUGGCGUAAGACAGCCCCGCCUACCUCGCGCAGCUGCAAAGCUGUUUUGUGGAACAUAGUGUCCUUGGAGUUGUACUUUAGGCAGUUGGAGAUCAUGAGCUCAAAAUCCUCCUCCAGGUCUGCCACGGAGCAGUAGGCGUGUCUCUCCAACUUGACCCGCAUGGUGGACAGGUCCAUGGGUCGGGAUACGAACUCUAGGUAGUCUGGGACCUCGUGAAGAAUUUGAAUGACAAUGUGAAGCCAAGUUUUAAAACAAAACAGUCUUUUUCCCCCACGUGUUCUAACCUCUGCAAGAUUGACUGGCUGGGAGAAGAUUUUGGCCGUGUCCUUCUCCUGCAGCUGCUCCAAGGUGGUCCGGAGGAGCACCAGUGCCGGCGUCAACUUCAGCUCUGUGGCAGCCUGCUGAAUUUUCACCUAAAAAGGAAAUUCCGGCGAUUAAAUUUGCUCAACUUGCACCAGAAUCCUACUCAAGACCAACCUGUUCCCUCUUUAGCCGUUCUCUCUUACGAAUGAGUUCCACCAGGAGUCUCGCUCUUUCCAGGUCUUGCCGCAACUUUUGCCAAUAACGCAGCUCCUCUCGAGCAGCGCACAGCUUCUCAUCGGGCUCCUUCUAAACACACAAGAACACGCAAACUUUAAACACUGGUCUGCUACUAAAUAUCCCUUUUGGGAUUAAUUCAGUGCCACUGACGGUGAAGGAGGACCGGAAAGAUUAGGGUAUAUGCGACAUUCAGAAUGGAUUGCGAAUCAGUGGUUUUGAUGUCUUCAAAUCCUUCAGCCAUCUUUCCUCACCUGUUCAGCAGUCCGAUGGGCCUGCAUGUGGGAGUGAAGUCGACGUAUUAAAGGCAUUCCGUUCCGAGACUGUCGCUUCAGUAGCCAGUAAUUAUGAAGCCUCUGCAUGAACUGAUUCUUCCGCUGAACUUCUACUCCUGUGCAAAUCUUGUUCAGCCUGUAGAGACGAUAAAUUUAUUCCCACUGAAGUAUUCAUCACUGGCAGGUGCCAGCCUUGGAUUUUCCUUCUUGUCUCACCUGUGAGAAGGAAUUUGAGGCACAAGCAGCACAGGCACGUUUGAGCGACGUGUAGACCCGCCAGGUCCUUUACCCUUCUUUUUUUGUCCCUUGGAUGACUUCUUUGCCGGGGGCGUGGGUGAACUCUGAGUGUAGGACCUCUGUCCUCGGUUUCCCCUUCCCCCCACCAGUCUCCCUUCCACCGACUCGUCCCCUGACCCGUCUUGCCGUGACCCCACCGGGGAAUGGUGCUCACAGAAGGCAGUCUUCUUAACAGAAAAGGUGGUCCCAUUCACGCCAGUUUCCCGGACGGGGUCAAUCUUCAUGUAGAGUCCGGCUUUCUGGGCACAGGUGACGUGAAAGGCGCGGUAGCAAUUGGCUUUGUGGCACUGGAUAGACGCCCCCCGACCCUUCUGCUUGCACAGGUAACAAGUGAGCUUCCAGCGGGCAGGAGGGAUGUUUUUUACCCCCUCUACAGGCUCCAGGAACACUGUGUUGGCAAAGCAUACCUCCGGGAUCCAUAUGGCGCACACCACGUGAGCCCAACGCCCGUCGCAGGUCUGCUUGAAGGCACCUCCUCGGUUGGGACACAGUACACAAUCUACAGGGCGGGAAGGCGACUGCAGACAGCAGCGGCACAACCACUGGCCCUCAGGUACGUACGGCACGCCGUAGCACUCCUGAUGCACUGCCAGGUUGCAGAUGUCACAAAAAAGGAUGACGUUGCUAUUCAGACAUUCGUCGUCCAGGCACACGCAGCAGAAGGCGUCCUCAUCCACGGCGCACUGGGACAGUGCCUGGCUGCGGGACUCCAAGAUGGACUCCCUCUCCAGGCGGUCUAUCAGCAGCUCAAAGGUGUCUGCGGACACCGACGCGUGACCGUCGGACACUCGCUUCUGGUUUACCAUCUCCAGCCAGGCUAGGUCUUCCUCGUCCAUGUCGUACUCAGCCACUCUGUCCAGCUCUUCGUUGGACUUCUCAAUGAAGCGGUAGUACGCGGCCGGCAGGGGAGUGGCAUCCGGGGUACAAACGGAUCCCAGCGUGCGGAAGGUAGGCUCAGGUAGUGGACUCUGAAGCUGCAGCGAAUUGGUAGAUGCCGUUUGCUGCUGGGAGCUGGAUCGUUUGUUCUGCUGCGAAUCAUUUUUGCAAUUCCUUCUCCCUUUACUGUUGGGGCUGGGCUUCUUCUUUUGAGUCUGCAAACUGUUCUCCUUGUUGCUGUUACACUCUGCGAUAUCCUGGGCCAUCAUUUCGUCCUCAGUGAUCACUGGCAAAGGGUCUGUGAUGUUGAUUCGAUGCAGCCUGCCGUCCAAGUCCACCUCAACGAUCUUCUGCGCCUGGGCGUAUGUCAGCGUCUCUCUAGAAGGAGAGAGCUGCAGUCUGUAGGGCGAGGGUGAGCGCAAGUGGCCCGCCGAGCCUCUGCCCCUGCCUCGCCCUCUGCCUCGGCCGCGACCCAUGUUGAGUCCUCUUACAGCUGUCUUACAUUCCAGCCUUCUUGCCUUCUGCAUGGGGGGCUUACAACAGCUCUCUAGCACACACAGACACAGAGGAAGAUAAAUUAAUGCUGUGCCUAAUACUUGUGAGGAGAGACAGACAACUUCAUCAUGUGCAUCCCAGCAGGAGGAAUCCUGUUACAUACAUUUUAAAAAACAGAAUUUAAUUUUACUGAUGUGUAACAAAGGAGGUUAAUGUAACUAAAAGCCAGUAUUUCCAGAAAAGAGACGCCCAUAGUUAGGGCAGAAAUUUUAUUAGGGUUGGUACUAUUUUAGCCGAUAAAAUUUGAGUAUUCAAACUUCAUGUGACAUUUCGAGAUGUCAAAAAUGCCCACUAUCCCAUGCACCUGCGUUUAAGUCUCAGUGUCUUUUUUUGACCAGCAGCCUUAAAGGGAUCCGCAGAUAGAAAGACUUGUAGUUCUUAAAAGAUACUUUAGUUUCAAUAUCUAAUUAUUUUAACUCAUAAUAAAGAUGUCCCGAUCGAUCGGCCGAUCACGUCAUUUUCAAAGUAUCGGAAUCAGCAAAAAAAUAUCGGACAUGCCUUUUUUUUUUAAUAUAUAUAUAUUUUUUAAUUAAAUCAUUUUCUAUUUGUGUUUAACGUUACAGACAAAAUGUCUUACACUCAUCCAGAGUCUUUAGUUUUGGCUUAAAGUAGGGCUAUCAAAUUUAUCGCGUUAACGGCAGUAAUUAAUUUUCUUUAAAUUAAUCACGUUAAAAUAUUUAACGCAAUUAACGUAUGCACUGCACGACCUACUCACGCAUUGUCGUGUUCAAUCUAUAAUGGCGCCAUUUUACCUAUUUAUAGAGCUAAAAGGCAGCGUAAAAUGAGUAGAGUGAACUUUGGCAGUCUUUGAAGCCUUUUUUUAAUUGGCUAAAGCCUUACAAUCCCUCUCUCAACAAUUAGAAAUAUCGUGGGAAGCAAUGUGGGGAAGCAAGGUAAUAGUUGAUCUUUUUCUUAACACCCUAUGUUAUUUCCCAACGCAGAGAAGAUAUAUCAAUUGGUGCCACUACGCACAGUCAUGGUUGCACUUCCCAUCAUGCAUUUGGGCAGAACGGUUAAAUGGCUAAAGUAUCAUUUACUGAAAGCUCAACAAAUACACUAGAUGGCAAUAUUUAGUCACAAUAUACAAACUCACAUUUAUCCUUUAAGAAUUACAAGUCUUUCUAUCCGUGGAUCCCUCUCACAGAAAGAAUGUUAAUAAUGUAAAUGCCAUCUUGAGGAUUUAUUGUCAUAAUAAACAAAUACAGUACUUAUGUACUGUAUGUUGAAUGUGUAUAUUCGUCCAAGUUUUAUUCAUUUUUUUCUUAAUGCAUUGCCAAAAUGUAUACGAUCGGGAAAAUUAUCGGGAAUGAUUGGAAUUGAAUCUGGAGCAAAAAAAAAAAAAGCAAUCGGAUCGGGAAAUAUCGGGAUCGGCAGAUACUCAAACUAAAACGAUCGGGAUCGGAUCGGGAGCAAAAAAACAUGAUCGGAACAACCCUAAAUUUGAAACCCCUCUUGAUGUUUUCGUUUUUAUGCAAUUAGUAAAAUUUGUUUAACUAGUAGGUCGCCAUUGUUGUUGACGUCGCAGGGCGAUGACGUCACACUGCCGGGCUUCCAGAGUAUGACUCAAGCGAUAUAAACAUGUCAUCUGUACAACCAUUUCAAUUUGAACCCGAGAGGAACAUUAAUGAGCACAACAGCACUGUUGAUAUUUCACAAAACGAGCACCAAAAGCAAAAUGAACAGGAAAGACUGUUUGAGACGAGACGAGAGACCAAAACCGGCUAAAAGUCCAACAAGAGGCGAAUUUGACACCCAAAGUACAACCGUGCGCUUUCAGCUUGUUUUGUUUAGAUGCAUCCGGACACAACAUACUUAAAGAGCAUACGACAGGAGAAAAAAAAAAGUCUUAAAUAGCAUUAUUAUGUGAAUUAGUAUCAUAUUUUGAGACGAUUCGACUAUAUACAACAAUUUAGCAAAGCGCAGAUGACGAGAAAUUAGUCUUUUAAUCUGCCGGUUAGCCACGCCUACCAUUAUAGGGCUCUAGUGUCCCCAACAGGUGGAUGACGUCAGCGGGAGACUGGGCUCAUCGGUUUUACUAUACAGCCCAUUGAGGGGGAAUUAUUCAGAACGAGGAAAACGCGACGAAGAGACCCGCAAAAUUUCAUUGUUUCAGUCUCUCUACUCCAAUAUUUUUACAGGAUAUUCUUUUUAUCCAAGUAUUUUUCCCCAAUAGCUAAAUAAAUGGCUUGAGAAGGACCAGUCAGCCCGUCGAGGGGGAACUAUUCACAACGAGGAAAACGCGACGAAGAGAGCUGCAAAAUGUCAUUGUUUCAGUCUCUUUACUUCAAUAUUUUUACAGGAUAUUCUUUUUAUCCAAGUAUUUUCCCCAAUUGCUAAAUAAAUGGCAUGGUCAUGACAAAUAACAGUCUUGUGCUAAAUGGAAUAUGAAAUAAUAAAAAUGCACUUAUUCAGGACAACAUGGCAAAAUUACUCCAUAAUGGUCAAAACUGUCGACUUCACCUUUACUGUCGCACCUCCCAAACGAUAUUUUAUGACACCUAAAUCGGACAUAUGUCAUUUCCCUUCCCCUGCUUCGGAGAAUGUAAACAAACCAAGAGGCGUGACAGCAGGCCGACAUGCUAACCCGAACCGAGUGAUGUUUCAAAGUCUUUGAAGCGGAAAAUCACACAUAACUAGCUCGGAUGUUUUGACAUGACGACUGGGUUGUCGAUUGUCUUCGCCGGAGAGCAAUUUACAGCUUGUUCCCCGGAGGAGGGCGGCUGCAAUUGUUGUGCACCUAAUGUGCAUGAGGAGAGCUUUUUACAUGCCUUUCAAUGACCAAACGUAAGUAGUCCUUAAUUUAAAGAAAGUUUGUAGUGUUUACUUUGUAAUCGCUGUAUUCGCGGCUAUUUUUAACUCAAAGUUGCAAUUUCUGAUCUGUCGGAAAAUUUGACAGAACACCGGGCACAUGAGCACAAUAAGCCGAAUAUAGUGCUCUCCCGGCGGAUGGAUGUGCGACAAGCCGCCGGUGUUGUGCCGAAAAAUAGCCGCCCCGCAUGCAUGUCAGCCACAAAAUGCAAGCCACCUACAUAUUAAAAUAAUCCCAGUAUUUGACAUAAUACAAAACACAAUGUUUACUCACUUCCUCUUAAGUCCAAUGGUCCCACAGUAGUAGGGCUUGUUUUGGCCAAUAUCCACGGUGAAUCGGAACCUUUUGAAACUCCAAAGAGGCGCACACGCCUCUCCCUCAUACAUUUAGAUUUUUCUGUAGCCGUUUGGCUGGCGUGACGCAAAAAAUAAACAUAUUAAUCCGCAAAAUCAGCUGAAUCCUUUGUCCUCAUACACAACAGUACGGCUGUAUAGCGAAGAGGACGCCUUCACCCGUAGAUGUCACAGUGCCCUCCUCCUCAAUGCAAGACCGAAGCCGGAAGUCACUCAUUUUCAUGGCGCGGGAUUAAAAAACUAAAUAAAUAUAGCGAUCGCUUCCACACACAUUCAAGCAGUCCAUAUCAUUCAGGAGCAUAAAAUACCGCGUGAAUUAUGAAAUAAACAAGCUUUUUCAUGUCACAUGCACUUUAAGAUGCCUUAGGAAAAUACUUAAACGUAGUAAUAUCAAAUAAGGGUUGUUUAAAUAUACUACGUGACUAAUGUGGUCAACAGAUCAACAAUCCGCUUUAAAGCUACCACAAGAAAACACAAUGCCUUAAAGUAUGAGAAGGAUACACAUGCAAAAAGUGUUUUGAGGCAAUGAAAAAGUAAUAAAAGACUCAAUAAAAACACAAAUAGUAAGUACUCGCUGCUUUUAACAGAUGAGCAAAUGUGUUGGACAUCUCGCUGCGUAGAAGGAAUUGCAGUAACCCGGUAGUAUUCGUUGAGUGGCAGUUACAAUCUACGUCGUCACCCCGAGUGUCCAUUGCAGGUAUAAAAACAUGGCGGCCUCCGUAGGUCAAAACAUGUACUGAAUAUAGAUUUUUAAAUCAAUGGCAAUAUUUUAUGUGUUUCUGAUAACAUAUUUUAGUAAAAUAGAACAAUUGUGGCUUACUAGAGCCUACAAGUCUUUAAUCUGAGGUUCCCUUUUAGAAAUUCACAAAUAGCAUGAAUACUUUAGUCAAGAGUCUUUCAAAUCAUAGCCAUUUAUACAAGGAGUUAUCUGUUCUUUUAAAGUGAACAAAUAUGAGAAUUUACUUUUUAAUAUCUUGUGUACAAAUAUUAUUGAGUUAAGAUGUAGGGGGGAAAAAGUGUCAAAAUAAUUUUCAAAGAGGUUUUACAAUGUAAUGUUUGUUUAAACUCAGAUUCAGAAUAUUUAUUGUCAUUAUUACAAAAAGCACAACGAAACUUUGUUUGGAGCAUCCAUACAGCUAAGUUGGCAAAGUGCAAAACCCAUAUAAUACCAGUGUUGGAAAUAACGCCGUUACAAAUAACGCCCUUACAUAACGGCGUUAUUUUUUCAGUAACGGGGUAAUCUAACAUUAUUUUUUCCGCCGUUACCGUUACUGAUGGUCAAAAGCGGUGCGUUACUUACUUUGAAUAAAUUGAAGAAACUACCAGCCGUAGCGAGUCUGCUCUGUUUAUUUGCCAUCCAAGACUUGAGGUGCGUUCAAGUUCAUGGCAAUGAAAAUAGUCAACACACAUAGCCUACCUUUGCAAGAACGAUGGAGUUGCCGUUUGAUAGGGUCAUAAUGUGCAGGUCCUGCACCCAUCCGCAGCAAAACUGUUCGUAGCUUUGUAGCGAUUUGUAAUUUCGGAAUCAUUGAUGAGUUUAGUUACAUACACAAAACAGCAGAAUGUCCAUUUUGCGUAAAUGUGGAAGUCUGUUGACAAAUUCACUCCAUUUGUCUUCGGCUUGCUCGUAAGGGUCAACAUUGUUCACAUCCUUAAGUUUGAUCACAUAUCUGUUCUUCCGAGUUUGUCUCUUUAUCGACCUAGCAAGUUAAAGUUUAAUGUCCUGCGAGCCAGACCUGCUUCCAUUAUGGCUGCGUUGUUGUCAAAUCUCACAUUAUCCCCCAUUUUGUGAUGUAAACGCUCGAGCAUUUGCAUAAGAGCAUAAAGGCGCACGUACUUCAGAGCCGGUUGUUUAUAUGUAUGUGAAUUGUCUCGCCCUAUGUUUGUAUAUGUGUAUUUGUUGUUAAUAAAGUUUUUUUUUUUUUUUGUAAACCAAACUUCAGAGCCGUUUUCACACACAAACCGGAACAGCGCGUGCGGCAAACACACACACGCAAAACAGAUGCAGAGGGAUAUGAUGGCAGAGCAUUCAGAGGAAAAUUUGUCCUUUACGAGGUGGAGAUAUAAACACUAUUUCAAGUUGGUCGAAAUUAAAGGAAAGAACAUGCAUGUAAAGUGUAAUUUAUGUCCCGGGGCAAAGCUUUUGUCAACAUCUGUGGUAAGCAAUUCAAACCUGUUUAUUUUUGUUGCACAUUAAGUGUAGGAUAAAUCUGUUGCUGGUGAGGUGCAAUAAAUAUUACAAGGUUGUAUAACAUAACUACUUGUCCGUUUUUCUCUAUUUAACGAACUCGAAUACUGCUCAGAAAAUUUCAAAUUCUUUGACAUACAACAACUUUUUAAAGUAACGGAAAUAGUUACUUUCCCUGGUAACUAGUUACUUUUACUAUAGAGUAAUUCAGUUACUAACUCAGUUACUUUUUGGAAGAAGUAGUGAGUAACUAUAACUAAUUACUUUUUUAAAGUAACGUGCCCAACACUUUAUAAUACAUACCCUUUAGUACCAACUGUAAAUAUUGACACAGUAUUGGACAUAUGUACAACAAAGAUUCAACAGCAGUAUGAAGUAAUGUCAUGUAAACUGCGAUUAGAACUAACUGCUGACUAAAUAUACUCAAUGUCUCCUCCAGGUACGUGGAUCUGGUCAAACAUACGGAUACAAAUAUACUGAGGAGCUAUUUAACAACAUGGUUAUUAUAAUUAUAGCAAUAGAGUGGCACUAUCAGUUUCUUGUAGUUUGCCUUUUGUGUUGCAAAAUAAGUUCAUAACUUUUUGCUAGCCUGUAACAAUGACAUUCGGUUAGUUAAAAUAAUGACAACAAUAAUUCAUUCUUAAAGACUAUAAUAUAACAAUUUGCGCUCGUCCGGCUGUACAGGUGUACGCAAUGUUUUGGCAUUCGUGAAUUUCCUGUCAAGACACGCCUUGUCUCUCUUCCCAUUGGGCCAAUCGGGAGCCAGUACCGUUGUCACGUUUCUCUUCGUCCAAUUAUAUUUCCGUAAAAGUCUUUUUCUCUUUUUUUACGUCCUGUUGCUGUGUAUAGUUCGGUUGAGCAGCGCUAAAUACCAAACCAAGUAGCUCGUCGUCCGUCAGCCAUUUUGAGCUCUCAACAGCACAGGGAAGCGACACAAUUACAUUAUGGCAACAGCAGCAAAUAAAAUGAGCAUUAGGCUCGGUGCUUAUAUGAGGUAUUUAAAUGAAUGUACACGUUAGACGACACGACAUAACUAUAUUCACAGUCUAGACUGUCAGUCCGUUGCGUUCACCCACAGCACAUGUUAAAAAAAAAGGAAGGACAACGAUAGCGUUUCUCUGUAAGAGCAGGCACUAAACAUACACACGACUCUUACUUUAAAAUAACAAUUUCUCGACUAACGCUCCAAACGUCGAACAUGUCUGCCUUACCGUGGAAAGUGGUCCUCAGUAGUGCGAGU